CGUCGCCAUUUUGCGUCCUGGCAGUUGACGUAGCGUGCUGACGACAGGGUGGUUUCUGUAUUAUAUUUCGGUAAAUGUUGCGAAUCAAAGUGUUUUGAAGCUGUUUUUUAUGUAAUUGACCAAGGAGAAACAGUGAAGCAUCAUCAAAUUUGUGCUACCUCAAUGUAAAAAACUGAAGUAUCGCCCCUGGGUCCCUAUACUACGCGUCAUAACCCAGCAACAACAACUUUUGAAGAUUUUCAGAAAAUACUUGCAGCAUAAGAAAGGGACGAGCCCAAGAAGAUGGCAGAAACUGAUCGUUCCACUUGCAAAACAUGGCUGUAUUUUAUUUCAUGUGGCAGUGGUCUUUUUGCCGGAAUAGCAGGAUGCCUUGUUUUUAUAUUUACUUUCAGUAACUAUCAGGCUGGGUUCUUGGCAUUGUUUUCUGCUCUGUUGGCCACGCUGUGCCUGCACCUGCUCAUGCUCGACCACUACAGUCUGCUGGGGGUGUGGUACACACCAGCGAUUCUGCGCCGCAUCACGGUGUUUGCCGUGGUGAUCCUGGUGGCAGCGCUGGGUCUGAUGGCGUGGUACCUGACAGAGGUCGUCACCAAACACCAAGGUUUCUAUCCGAUCGAGACCAGUAACCCGGUGCGCGCCGUCAUGAGCCUGAUGAACGUCAAGUGGUCGGUGACGCUGUUGGCGCUGUCAGUGUCUCUGCGCCGCCGGCUGCUCGGCGGCCCGGCCGCCUACCGCAGCCUGUCCGAGGCGUCUCCGCUCGGCUCACAGGACUCCUGAUCUCCCGGAGCUGCCGCCGGUGACCGCCUCACCGCCGCCCGGUGCCGCGGGUCGCAGAGCGCUGCAGCCCGGCCCGGGGACCGUCCGUGAUAACCAGCCUGGUGAUACCCGCUCGUACCGGGGUGCAUGUAUCCAAUACGCGGGGUCGGUGCUGGCCGCCCGCCCGGCGUCCCGCUGGGGUCGUUCGCCGCCCCAGCCGAUCAUCAGACCACUCAUGGUGUCACAGAGGUAUUGGUAGAACUAGACUAUACAAACAAUGGUUAUGGAUUAGCGGGAUACGGCACUGGCCGGAAUAUGUAAGACAUAAGUGAUAUUUUAAAAAUAAAUUUAGCUCGAAUGCUUGAAUGCACGGAUUGACAGCGGCGGAGCCCACGUGAAGCAUAGCUUGUGGUCUCCGGACCGUAUCGUACGAUCGGGCCAUUCCGGGUGAUCGGGAGGAUUUAGGGUACCUUGUUUGCCCGUCAAAGUCGGGCAUGGUCCGGAUGUUUAAUACAAUGUUAUUAAAUAGCGUUUUAGACGAAGGAUGUUGACUGUUGAUGCGUAGCCGCAGUGCCGGUCUGUGUAUGUAUGUAUGUAUGUAUGUAUUGACACCAAAAGCCUUCCACAUAUGGCGUGGCGAUUACGGCUCUGUGUACUCAGUGUAUCCGCUGCACCUGUGAACUGCCGACUGAAUAGCGCCAGGCCUUGCCCGUUUCUAACCUAGCUGGCUCCCUUACUCAGGCUGUGCCGGUCCGAUUGUCUCUGUAGUCACAGUAUUACGGUUACCACAUUGAGCAGCGAGGCUAGACAUUUUGUGACUGCACUGAUGCAUACUAUGCGUCAGUCCGCUUAGAUGCACAUGUGGACGUGUGUACGCGCCUAGCUAUUGUUAAAUUGAAGUCCCGUUCUGGGGUUAUCACAGCAGUGCACUAUUCCAACUGAGGCGACGAACCCCAUUUACUUGGUUGUCCUCAUGCGCACUGAUAUUAUGCGAUUGAUAUGACUCAGCCACUCGGAGAAUACGGAGCCGUGAGAUAUGCUAUGCGUCUAAGACGUGUUUCUAUUUUUGCUAAAUAUACCGUAUGCAUAGACUG
Messenger RNA from Amphibalanus amphitrite, 1850 nucleotides. RefSeq lists its product as uncharacterized. The record is from RefSeq and is a predicted model, not a curated record. Gene Ontology annotation, molecular function: heme binding; heme transmembrane transporter activity. The coding region runs from base 283 to 777 and encodes 164 amino acids. The transcript has 4 exons. Gene Ontology annotation, biological process: heme transport. Lineage: Eukaryota; Metazoa; Arthropoda; Thecostraca; Balanomorpha; Balanidae. Gene Ontology annotation, cellular component: plasma membrane; lysosomal membrane.